Messenger RNA from Colletotrichum navitas, 682 nucleotides. Its product is annotated as ATP synthase subunit delta. NCBI's taxonomy places the organism in Eukaryota, Fungi, Ascomycota, Sordariomycetes, Glomerellales, Glomerellaceae. The transcript is spliced from 5 exons. The record is from RefSeq and is a predicted model, not a curated record. Gene Ontology annotation, biological process: proton motive force-driven ATP synthesis. Bases 78 to 575 code for a protein of 165 amino acids. Gene Ontology annotation, molecular function: proton-transporting ATP synthase activity, rotational mechanism.
CUCAGCCGAAAGAUUCCUGCCAGCGACCUCACCCGAGCUGCCUCAAGCAUCACAUCCCAUUGCCAGCUCAGCCCAUCAUGAACUCUUUCCGCUUCGCGCGUGCGGCUCUCAGAGCUCGCCCUGCUGCCAUUCGCGCUCCCCUUCAGCGCAGAACUUACGCAGAUGCCGUCCCGGACAAGAUCAAGCUGAGCCUGUCGCUCCCUCACCAGUCUAUCUACAAGUCCCAGGAUGUUGUGCAGGUCAACAUCCCCGCCGAGUCCGGCGAGAUGGGUGUUCUCGCCAACCACGUUCCCUCAAUUGAGCAGCUCAAGUCUGGCCUGGUUGAGAUCAUCGAGGAGAGCGGUCCCAGCAAGCAGUUCUUCCUGUCCGGCGGUUUCGCCGUUGUCCAGCCCAACUCCGUCCUUAGCAUCAACGCCACCGAGGGAUACCCCAUCGAGGACUUCAGCGCCGAGGCUGUCAAGUCUCAGAUUGCCGAGGCCCAGAAGGUUGCCUCCGGCAGCGGAAGCGAGCAAGACAUCGCCGAGGCCAAAAUUGAGUUGGAGGUUCUCGAGAGCCUGCAGGCUGCUCUGAAAUAGAGUGUAAAAGAAGGUCGUGGGUGACAUGACGUUGUACAUCAAAAUACUCGGAUUCCCUAUCUCAUCUAACAUCGCAUAAUUGAAUCCACUUGCGACGUUUUCCAGCG